Sinocyclocheilus anshuiensis is the source of this 4248-nucleotide messenger RNA. Its product is annotated as zinc finger protein 385A-like. The coding region runs from base 491 to 1765 and encodes 424 amino acids. The transcript is spliced from 8 exons. NCBI's taxonomy places the organism in Eukaryota, Metazoa, Chordata, Actinopteri, Cypriniformes, Cyprinidae. Gene Ontology annotation, molecular function: nucleic acid binding; zinc ion binding. Gene Ontology annotation, cellular component: nucleus. The record is from RefSeq and is a predicted model, not a curated record.
AGAGAGAGAGAGAGAGCGCAGCACAGACACCGGCUUGACUGUGCUACCGAGGCAUUUCUUCAUGGUAUCUGAGAAAUGUUCCUGUUGAAGGGAAACUGUUCAUCUUCUAUCUGCUGUAAAGAAGCACAGUGUGUCCCAGUGCACCUACAGGGAUUUUGGCUCAUUCACUGACCAGGGCUCUGGCAUUUCUGACCCCCCCCCAACCCCCGUCUCGGGACACUCUCCCACGUUGCCCUCUGACUCACCUGAGAGAAGACGGCAGAAGACCUGCAGAUCCCUCCCCUCAGAAUACUGCUCGUUCACCUGGAAAGAGAGGACAUACAAGAUACAGGAUGGACAACAGAUAUGCUCUCUCUCACGCUGCGCUGGCUGCUUGACUCACUUCUGGUUUGUAAGAGAGACGCAGAGAGGAGUGCGGAGAAGAACUUGUGCUCCCCUGGAUUAGAAUUCGAGGAAAGCUGGUCCUGAUCACAGGAGCGAGGCUUUUAGGAUGAUCUUGGGAAGCAUCAACCGAACAGGGGCUGUCCCUACAUUUCUGCGGACCCCCACAGUCAUCCAGCCUCAUCUGGAUAUGAAGCCCUUCCUACAGUUUUCAAUGGAGACUCCUCCUCCACACAGUGUUGGGCUCUUCCACAACUUCAACACGAUGGAUCCUGUUCAGAAGGCAGUGAUCAACCACACCUUUGGAGUCCCACUGGUGAAGACCAAACGGCCAAUCAUUUCCUGUAAUGUCUGCCAGAUCCGAUUCAACUCUGAGAGUCAGGCAGAAGCCCACUACAAGGGGAACCGUCAUGCUAGGAGAGUCAAAGGCAUUGAGACCUCCAAGAGCCGCCCACAAGAGAGUGACAAACCUCCUCCCAGACCCGACUCGUCACCCUCACCUACGGGACCCUUACCGGCCAUCUCUGAUACUGACCCCAGCAAAACAGAUGAGACACGGUCAGCGCCACAGUUAAAUGGACCUGCGGUGACCCCAGGGCCCGUGGCCAUUUCUGCUCCCCCUACCCCAGAAUACCCCGGUCCUUCUGCCUGUCCUCUUCUGCCCACCCCCACUACCCCUCAACCACCUCCGGCCACCUCCUCAUCUCCUGGCUGUGGCUCUUCUAACCCAGAGCAGACUGGCACCGGGGCCCCUGGGGCACCAUCAGUCACUCCCAGCAACCCUGAGACCGAAGAGGACAAAGCCAAGAAGCUGCUUUACUGCUCACUGUGCAAAGUGGCCGUCAAUUCGCUCUCCCAGUUGGAGGCCCACAAUAGAGGCACUAAACACAAAACCAUUCUGGAAGCCCGCAGCGGACUGGACCCCAUUAAGGCAUACCCUCGUUUGGGUCCGAUGCCCAGCGGGGAGCAGGGAGGCGGGGCCACAGACCCCAAUACUCAGGAACGCACCUUCCACUGUGAGAUCUGCAACGUGCGGGUCAACUCAGAACUGCAGCUCAAACAGCACAUAUCAAGUCGAAGGCACCGGGACGGUGUGGCAGGAAAGCCAAACCCCCUCCUGAGCCGACACAAGAAGCUCAGGGGAGCUGACCUUGCGGAUCUCACCAAAGCGUUAGGCGCCGGCCUCUUGCCGAGUCCUCUGGCCGUUGCUGCAGCAAUGGCAGCAGCCGUCUCCUCCAAUCCGCUGGCUCUCCGCGCAGCAGCCCCCACCCACCAUCCACAUCAUCACCUCCUGCAAGGUCCGCCCCUCAGCCACGCCAUCUUGAGACCAGCUCCGGGGCCCAUACGCACCUCACAUGGGUCUAUUCUGUUCUCACCGUACUGACUCCGCCCUCACCCCAAACCCCAAACUGGCUUUGGCAUCUUUGCAAGAGGAAAUCGCCUCAAUCUCCAUUGCAGUUCCACCACAUCAAGACUCAGAGCAGGGAGAAGGUCUAAGGAUGCCCGACACUUUCCGAAUGCUGGCUCGAAUUGAGAAGCUUAGACGGCGGCAGUGAAAAGCCCGACUUCAUACAAUCAAAUUUCUCUAGGGAAACGGAGGGAUUCAGAAGAGAUACUCAAGAUUUCUUUUGUGUCACUUUUACAUCCGUUAGCGCUAGGAGCGGUUGACUGAAAAACCCCAGACCCCUGUCUUAGAUCUUAGAAAAUCAGUAGACGUCUAUUUAUUCUAUUGUGUAGCGUAGUUUAGUUCAGAUCAUCCAAGCUGGUUGACUUUAGAAAAUAUUCAGAAGUGAAAUAUGUACGUAGAGGAUUAUGUAACUGCUGAUAGAUCCUGAAAUGACAUGGUACUUUGAUUCUCAGAGAAAGGCAACAAACCUAAGCACACUCCUCUGUUCAUUCUGUCUCUGUAUGUUCGGUGGACAUUAUGCAACCCCAAGCAAUACGGCCCCCCUUCUGUCCGACUUCCGCGUUCAGUCUCACGAGACAGCCUGCAUCAAGCAAGGACAGACACCACAGGUCAGCCACUCCAGCGGACGCCCAAGAGUCUACAAAAAUGAACAGAGAGAAGACGCAGAGGAGGUCACAGAGGACACGACUGUGCAAUCUCCCCUUUUUUUGGUAUGAACUUGCUGUCUUGAAUCUAAAGCCAUGCAAUGCAUAGAGUUUUUUGUUCUUUUAUUAUGAUCAAUGAAUUGUUUUGAUGUUGUUGGUUUAAAACAUUUUUUGGUUCGUUUUCAUAGCACACUGUUACGUUGAACAAAUAUUGUGGAAAUUCUGACAAAAAAAAAUCAUUGAACAAAAGAAAAAACUGGAAUAUUUUUCUAUGGAAGACUGAAAACCUGCACUCGGGUGGGAUCUGUGUUGUAGAAAUCAUAUCUGGAGGAUGUAAAGUACACAUAAUCAUAAACAUCAAACUAGGGCCUGUCGUGUUUAUGGAGAUACGUGACGGUCCACUGAUAAGCAAAGUGCGACAAUGUCUUACCAUUGUUUGGAUAUUGCAAUGCAAUAAGCAAUUGUCAUUUGUUGUAAAAGAGAAUUUAUAAAUGGAUCUGUACGGCUGCUAAUAGGCCUCCAUGUUCUUCCACAGAGAUUAAUUAGCCUUUUCAGUACAAAAGCUAGGCGUUUUAAGCAAGAAAGGGGCACCCACGGGGAAGGGCCCUUCAUAUUAAAGGGUCUUUUCUCAUCUCUGAGUGGGGGACAGGGUAUAUCUGAACGCAAACAAUGUGUAGUCAGCCAUAGCGUAUGUAGCUUAGUUCACUUUUUUGUUUGUUCGUGGCAUUGUUUGCAUUGUGGGAAAUGUCAUGAUAAUGCCAUUACUUCGAGCUAACUGUGGUUAGCAUCCACCAUUGUGCUUUGAUGGAACUUUACGUCUGUUUCUCAUUAGUUACCGAGGCACUAGUAUGGGUGCUGUAGUUUCAUGUUGGUGUGUAUUGUGCAGUGUUGUGUGUGUACGGAUAGAUUCCGGUUCUGGGAAACUUGCGAUAGACAGAAUCUGGCUUAAAUGAUAGUUCACCAAAAAAAUGAAACUUCUGUUGUCAUUUACUCACCCUCAUGUCAUUUCAAACCUUUUUCAACAGGACAAAGAAAGAGAGAUUUAUGAAAAAUCACAGUUUCUAGUGACUAGGGAACAAAACAAAUAAAAUGACAAUAUAUGGGUUUGGAACUACACAAGGGUGAGUAUAAAAUGAACAAGUUUUAUUUUUGGGGUGACCCAUUCCUUUAAACUGCACAUUUGCAAUCAGCUGUUUCUAUCCCAAACUUAAUUAUUAAAACAAUCAGUGGACAGUGUUCUCAGCUGAUUUCAGAUGAGCAUUUUGGGGUAACACUAUGCGCACUGACACAUGCUAUAGUUUGAAACUAGGUGUCCAGUGCCCUAUUGAAACCUUGUGAGGUGAUAAAGCCAUCACAGCUAAUACACUCCAUAGGCUUGAGACAGAAUCGCUUAGUCCCAUCCGUCAACACUGUAAAGACCACAUUCAUCCUGUAGUCAGAAUAAUGUCAUCACUGUACAGAAUUGUCUUUGGUAGUUUUAUUCAACCUUUCAGGGCAGGUGUAAUGUUAGUUGGUGAAGUCUAUUUUAGCCUUAGCCUUAUUCCACCCCAGGCCUCUCCAGGAGCGGAUGCAGACGGAGAAGCUUCGGUCAAACCUCGUCUUGACAAUAAAUUUAUUUUUGAAUUAAUUGUCAGAUGGGAAAACAGUAUGUGUGAUGGAACAUAGCAAUAUUCAUACUGGCUACUCUUGUUUAUUGCAAUAAGGAAAUCAACCAAUAGAUGCAUAUGUGAGUAAAAUAUUAUAGAUGUAAUUUAAAUCAAACACAGAAAAUUAUGGAAAUACUUGGUAUCAAAGAAACUUGGAGUUACCACAGGG